Messenger RNA from Tribolium castaneum (red flour beetle), 1592 nucleotides. RefSeq names its product sialin-like. The record is from RefSeq and is a predicted model, not a curated record. Bases 82 to 1554 code for a protein of 490 amino acids. Gene Ontology annotation, molecular function: transmembrane transporter activity. The transcript has 5 exons. Lineage: Eukaryota; Metazoa; Arthropoda; Insecta; Coleoptera; Tenebrionidae. Gene Ontology annotation, biological process: transmembrane transport; monoatomic anion transport. Gene Ontology annotation, cellular component: plasma membrane.
AAGAAGCCCAUUUUUUGACUUACUUUUGUCCAACUUUGAGUCUUCCAUUUUUGACACACUUGUCACAAGUCGUGUCAAAUCAUGGAACACCGGUACCACCUCAGUUCGAGCAAGAUUUGUUUCAUCCCCCAACGCUACGUCAUCGCCCUUAUGACCAUGUGCGCCCUGACCACCAUCUACAACUUGCGCAUUUUCGUACCAAAAGCCUACCAACACAUGGUCGUGAAGCCGAAAGGCGCCAAACGGAACAUUAGCAAGUGUCCGGAACCGCCAGCAGCCAACAAAUCCCUGCAGCAAUUCCACGACCCGGUGUUCCCUUGGUCGCCACUGGAGCAGAAAAUCACGGCGCGUUGUUUCUUCGCCGGCUACUUCAUCGGCCACUUCCCUGGCGGGAUCAUCUCCGACCUGUAUGGUGGCAAACACGUGAUGACCUCCGCCAUCGUAGUUUCCUCCUUCACCACCCUAGUCACACCCAUAAUCUACCGCAAAACCAACGGCCAAAUAAUCCUAGUUUCGUGCAUGAGGGUGUUAAUGGGCAUCAGCAUUGGGCUGAUUUUCCCCAGCGCCCACAGCAUCAUCAGCCAGUGGUGCCCAGCACGCGACCGUGGUAAAAUCACCGGGAUUAUCUUCGCAGCGACCCAGUGGUCCAUCACUAUUAACAAUCUCGUGACCAACAACUUGAUCAUUGCUAUGGACAGCUGGGCUUCGAGCUACUACUUCUACGGCUCCAUGGGCAUGGUACUGCUCCUGUUCUGGGUGCUUUUCACCUCGUCCUCGCCCCAAGACUGCCGGUACUUGGACCAUAAAGAAUUCCGCUACUUGAGCACAGAGUUGGCUGGACAUGUCCAGUUCGGGCGUAAACCCAUCCCGUGGGUGCGACUCCUCAAAAGUUUACCGUUGUGGUCGCUGGUCUUGGCCCAGAUCGGACACACGUGGAUCUGGCACGGGAUGGCCCAGGACCUCCCCAAGUACCUCAAGGACGUCCUCAAGAUAAAUAUCCUGAAGAGUGAUCUCAUGGCCUCCCUUCCGUAUGCGUUCAUGAGUCUGACGACCAUUUUCAUGGGUUGGGUCUCCGACUGCUUGAUCAACCGCAACAUCAUUGAAGCCACAACGCUACGGAAAGCUUUCACCACGUUUGGGGCCAUGGGUCCGGGCAUUUUCAUCGUAGCCGCGGGUUACGACGGUUACCUCAGUUGUAACAAAAACACAGCCAUUAUGAUCUUCACCGUGGCUUUGUGUACCAUGAGUUGUUACUACGCCGGUACUAGGGUCAAUUGCUUUGACUUGGCGCCGAAUUACAGUGGGAUUAUCAUGGGACUGGCCAAUGGGCUUGGGGCAUUGCCAGGCAUCGUAGCACCGCUUAUUGCCGAUACUUUCACCAAAAAGGAAAGUAUCUACGGGUGGAUGUACGUUUUCUGGACACAUUUGCUCAUCCUGGCGUUCACAAACAUCCUCUUUGUUUUUUUUGGAUCGGCUGAGGAACAACCAUGGAACUUGGGCCUUGAUAACGAAGACACGUACUCGGCCUAUAGUGAGGAAAGUGUGCAGCGAUAACAAUUUGUAGCGUAAAAAUAAACGUUGUUUAAAAUCUA